GUGACGCACCCGUUCUGCGACAAUUCAAUCGAAGGCAACAUGGCGGCACCUAAUGAGAAGAAGCGUGGUCUUGAACAUUUGGAUGAAUAUGAACCAAAACCUUCCAAACAUCUCCGCAGCCUGCACGACCGUAUGACAGAGAGGAGACUGGUUGUUAUUCUGGAGGGAGCGUCGUUGGAAACAGUGAAGGUCGGAAAAACCUUUGAGCUGUUAAAUUGCGACCAACACAAAAAUAUGAUCGUCAAAAGUGGAAGGAAUCCGGGACAUAUAAGACCUGACAUCACACAUCAAAGUCUACUUAUGUUGAUGGACAGUCCAUUGAACAGGGCAGGCCUGUUGCAGGUUUACAUCCAUACAGAGAAAAACGCCUUGAUAGAGAUCAACCCACAGACCCGCAUUCCUAGAACCUUUCCUCGAUUCUGCGGCCUUAUGGUUCAGCUGCUGCACAAGCUGAGUGUCAGGGCUUCUGACGGUCCUCAGAAGCUUUUGAGGAUGAUUAAAAACCCAGUGUCUGACCACCUGCCUCCCGGCUGCCCUCGCAUGUCCACCUCCUUCUCUGCUACCGCAGAAGCCGUCUGUCCUCGGUCUUUGGUGCCAGAGGGACCGGCUGCAAUUGUGAUUGGAGCGUUUGCACAUGGAGCGGUGAAUGUGGACUACACAGAGAAGACGGUGUCCAUCAGCAACUACCCCCUCUCUGCGGCACUGACCUGUGCUAAGAUGUGUUCGGCCUUUGAGGAGGUGUGGGGUGUCCUGUGACAGUCAUAAACUGCUGGUUUGACCAGACAGAGCGAGCAGAGGACAGGAGUUUAUUUUUGAAUGGACUAGGAAUGGAUAUGAUGUCCUUUGCACCAUUGAGGCCGCAUGGACCACAUAUGUAUCCUUUUAUACACUGAAUGUGUAUACUUGUAUCAUGGCGUUUGGACACCAUCUGGAAAAACACAGGUUUCUGUACUAAGUGUUUUUUUUACAUUUAAGAGUGUGGCGGCUUUUUAUACUAUUAUUUGCAUUCUUUACUGAUUUUGGAUAAUCAAUCAAUAAAGUUGCAUUCAAGUAUUUUA
This is a messenger RNA of Gasterosteus aculeatus aculeatus (three-spined stickleback), 1058 nucleotides long. It is a transcript of the gene emg1, whose product is annotated as EMG1 N1-specific pseudouridine methyltransferase. Gene Ontology annotation, biological process: rRNA base methylation. NCBI's taxonomy places the organism in Eukaryota, Metazoa, Chordata, Actinopteri, Perciformes, Gasterosteidae. Gene Ontology annotation, molecular function: rRNA binding; rRNA (pseudouridine) methyltransferase activity. Gene Ontology annotation, cellular component: small-subunit processome; nucleus. The record is from RefSeq and is a predicted model, not a curated record.